AUGCCGCAUCUGCCAAGGGUGCCUGCGUUCCCCAUUGCGGGCGAGCGCAGUUUGCUCACCGCCGCAGGCGCUGCACUCAAGAUCCCCGCCAAGGAAAAAGACUCGCCGCUCAUCGGACACUUUGCCCCGGAAAUCAUCGCCACCGAUCAUCUCGGACGCACGGUGUCGCUGCAUGCCACCAUUGCACUCGGUCGACCCAUCGUGCUGUACUUCUUCCCGCUCGCAGGAUCGCCACACUGCACCAAGGAGAGCUGUUCGUUUCGAGACGCGGUCGGUGCAUCGCCCAUCUUCAACGAUCUCAACGCGGUGGUGAUUGGGAUCUCGCAGGACCCCCCUGCUCGUUCGCGCCGGUUUGUCGACGAACACCAUCUCGGCUUCCGCAUCCUGCACGACUCGCAGCGACACAUCAUGGACGCUUGGGGUGUAGGUCGCGGCUUGCUGGGCUUGAUCGAUGGACGGUGUACGUUUGUUAUCGACCACCAGGGUGUGGUCCGAGCCAUGUUGGAUGGGGUCUGGGACUAUCAGGGCCACCGGAACUUUGCGGAAAAGUGGCUGUGUCGGAUCGAACACGAGCUGUCGGGCAGGGAGAGGUUCUACAUCGCGCACGACGACGAGGGUGUGGCGUGCGAAGAGGCCAACGUCAAGGUGGUCUAUGGCGAUCCCGUACCUGGACGGGGAAUUGCAGCUGCACCGCGACAUGGAGCGGCACCGUCGGCGAAAAGCUCACUCAAGUCGCUCAAGCCGACAGCCACGAGUCUGCAGGACGAACAGUCGAUGGGUAGGGCGAGGUCGAGACGCAAUCUCAAGGCGUGGUUACGGCCCAACGCGAGCUACGAUGAGCCUCUCCAAGUCGAGGCUGUAAGCGCGCCUGCGCGGGGGGAGGAAGAGACAAGAUCGGUGGAUGGCGUGGCUGCACGCGUGCGCUCACUCAGGCUCGACGAGGAAGGCAAGGAGCAAGAGUGUCCGCGCUCGAGACGGGGAUCUGGUUCCGGCUCGGGGUGGGCUACGUCCUCAACCAUCUCGGCUCGGUCCAUAUCCACGGGCGAGACGAGUCACACCUCGCCUGCGCCGGCGGAGCCUGCAGCGCUGCUGGCGGCGCUCAAGGACGGCGUCGAGGGCGAGCGCGUGCGGCGGCGUGUGGAUUCGGCAACACCCAGCAUAGUGGGCAGAUCCAGCUCACUGCGCUCGCAAGAGGUGUUUGCCAACGGCAACAUUGCACGCAUGCCGCUCACGGGCAGCAGCGACACGCGCCCCCGACGCGACGUCUCUGCCGACACGACCUUUUCCUCAUCCUCGCUCCCCGUGCCACCGAGGCCAGCCGCUCGGCUUGUGGGUGGAGUCGUGGCAGCCGCCGCCGAAGCACGGCUGGACGCAAGCAGGUACGAUGCCGCCCUACCCUCGUCGCCGAUCGAACCGGGAUCGACAGACGCACCCCGACUGCGCAAGCCCGCGUCGCCAGCACGAACAAGGGGCAUGCCCAGUCCCUCGACAAGUGGCGCCAACUUUGUGUGGACCGAAAGGAGACUGUCCAAUACGCCGAGUUUGGCAGCCUCGACGGCGAGUGUGUGCGAACGCAGCGAGUACGAAUACUCGCCCUCGCUGGCGGAAAGCACGCACACCUUUGGCGGACUCGAUGAAUAG
Molecule: messenger RNA, 1641 nt
Organism: Moesziomyces aphidis
Lineage: Eukaryota; Fungi; Basidiomycota; Ustilaginomycetes; Ustilaginales; Ustilaginaceae
Source: the annotation of a GenBank genome assembly